Molecule: messenger RNA, 1686 nt
Organism: Physeter macrocephalus (sperm whale)
Lineage: Eukaryota; Metazoa; Chordata; Mammalia; Artiodactyla; Physeteridae
Product: ubiquitin-conjugating enzyme E2 variant 1
Exons: 2
Biological process (GO): DNA damage tolerance; protein K63-linked ubiquitination
Cellular component (GO): nucleus
Source: RefSeq, a predicted model, not a curated record
UGUAAUUGCUUGACAUGGCUGUACCCUUUUUUUUUCCAGACAAUUUAUGAAAACCGAAUAUACAGCCUUAAAAUAGAAUGUGGACCUAAAUACCCAGAAGCACCCCCCUUUGUAAGAUUUGUAACAAAAAUUAAUAUGAAUGGAGUUAAUAGUUCUAAUGGAGUGGUGGACCCAAGAGCCAUAUCAGUGCUAGCAAAGUGGCAGAAUUCAUAUAGCAUCAAAGUUGUCCUGCAAGAGCUUCGGCGCCUAAUGAUGUCUAAAGAAAAUAUGAAACUCCCUCAGCCUCCUGAAGGACAGUGUUACAGCAAUUAAUCAAAAAGAAAAACCACAGGCCCUCCCCUACCCCCCAUUCGAUUUAAGCAGUCUUCAUUUUCCACAGUAGUAAAUUUUCUAGAUACGUCUUGUAGACCUCAAAGUACUGGAAAGGAAGCUCCCAUUCAAAGGCAGUUUAUCUUAAGAUACUGUAAAUGAUACUAAUUUUUUGUCCAUUUGAAAUAUAUAAGUUGUGCUAUAACAAAUCAUCCUGUCAAGUGUAACCACUGUCCACAUAGUUGAACUUCUGGGAUCAAGAAAGUAUAUUUAAAUUGAUUCCCAUCAUAACUGGUGGGGCACAUCUAACUCAACUGUGAAAAGACACAUCACGCAAUCACCUUGCUGCUGAUUACAUGGCCUGGGGUCUCUGCCUUCUCCCCUUCCCCUCCCCCUGCCUCCUCCCUCCCUGCAACAGCCCUCCAGCUUGGGGUGGCUUCUUAGAGUAGAUGUGAGGGUUUCAGGUCACAGCCUGUGGGACUCCUGCUGGGUGUGGGGGAUGCUUCGUCUGCACCCCUGGUUUCUUUCUUUAAGUCUUAAAUGCUGCCCCCCUUCCAAGCCACCAUCCUCUUCCCACUCUCCACUACCACCCUUGGCCGAAGCAUAGAUUGUAACCCCCUAGGCUCCCCUCUGAAAUUGGCCUUUGGUGAGGAAUUCAGGGCUUUCCCCAUAUCUUCUCCCUCCACCUUAAUCGAGGGGUGCUGCUUUGUCCUUCCUCCUCCUCAAGUCACCAUCACCACCCAACACUUUCCGUGACACUUCCUUGCUUUGGCCAGAAGCCAUCAGGUAAGGUUGGAAAGCAUAUCUGACCUCCCUCAUGUAGUUUUGGAACCAUACUUACUUAGUCUCCACCAGCCUGGGAAAUGAAUAUUGGGUUCUCAGCCCUGCCCCCCUCUGCUGUCAUCAGCUGAUACGUUUUUUUAGCUCAGGUUUUGAUAAGGUGUAAAGAACAGUCACCAGGGUCACAGACCUGCCAGCUCUCAAAGUCCUUGGUGGUUAAACUUGGAGAAAGGUCACAGAAGACACUUGUAAGCACACACGAUCCCUCUGAAUGAAUUGUUUUCUUUUCCUGUAAUUGCUUUUGCUUUUAAAAAUUGAAGAAGUUUUAAACAGGGCUCUCAUUUGGUCAUCCUUUCAAUCCAUUUGAGUCUAGUUUGGAAUCUGACAACUGGAACAAAAAGAACCGUGAACUCGGUGCACACUUUGGUUUCGGUGCUGCUGCUUCUCUCAGUCCUCAGCAGGGAUAAGAAAGAACUCGGUGUGCACGGCAGAUCCCCGGAAUUCCUGGCCAAUGGCUGCGUUUUUCCACUUUUCUGUUCAGGACCACUAAAUGCUGAGAUGUUGGACGCAUACCGAAAUAAAAGCAAUUCAUUGUGU